CAGCGGCGGCGGCCCCGGGCGCGGAGCGGGUGCCCGGCGCGGAGAGCGGCGAGCGCAGCCAUGCCCCAGGCCGCCUCCUGGGCAGCAGCAGCGGCGGCCGGGGCCGGGGCGCGGGUCGGGGGCGCCGGGGGGCCGGCGGCGGCCCGGGCGGGACGAUGAAGCGGCAGAACGUGCGCACGCUGGCGCUCAUCGUGUGCACCUUCACCUACCUGCUGGUGGGCGCCGCGGUCUUCGACGCGCUGGAGUCGGAGCCCGAGCUGAUCGAGCGGCAGCGGCUGGAGCUGCGGCAGCAGGAGCUGCGGGCGCGCUACAACCUCAGCCAGGGAGGCUACGAGGAGCUGGAGCGAGUCGUGCUGCGCCUCAAGCCGCAUAAGGCCGGCGUGCAGUGGCGCUUCGCCGGUUCCUUCUACUUCGCCAUCACCGUCAUCACCACCAUCGGCUACGGGCACGCGGCGCCCAGCACGGAUGGCGGCAAGGUGUUCUGCAUGUUCUACGCGCUGCUGGGCAUCCCGCUCACGCUCGUCAUGUUCCAGAGCCUGGGCGAGCGCAUCAACACCUUGGUGAGGUACCUGCUGCACCGCGCCAAGAAGGGGCUGGGUAUGCGGCGCGCCGACGUGUCCAUGGCCAACAUGGUGCUCAUCGGCUUCUUCUCAUGCAUCAGCACGCUGUGCAUUGGCGCUGCCGCCUUCUCCCACUACGAGCACUGGACCUUCUUCCAGGCCUACUACUACUGCUUCAUCACGCUCACCACCAUCGGCUUCGGCGACUACGUGGCGCUGCAGAAGGACCAGGCCCUGCAGACGCAGCCGCAGUACGUGGCCUUCAGCUUCGUCUACAUCCUUACAGGCCUCACGGUCAUCGGCGCCUUCCUCAACCUCGUGGUGCUGCGCUUCAUGACCAUGAACGCCGAGGACGAGAAGCGCGACGCCGAGCACCGCGCGCUGCUCACACGCAACGGGCAGGCGGGCGGCGGCGGAGGCGGUGGCAGCGCGCACACCACGGACACCGCCUCGUCCACCGCGGCAGCUGGCGGCGGCGGCUUCCGCAACGUCUACGCGGAGGUGCUGCACUUCCAGUCCAUGUGCUCGUGCCUGUGGUACAAGAGCCGCGAGAAGCUGCAGUACUCCAUCCCCAUGAUCAUCCCACGGGACCUCUCCACGUCCGACACGUGCGUGGAGCAGAGCCACUCGUCGCCGGGAGCGGGCGGCCGCUACAGCGACACGCCCUCGCGACGCUGCCUGUGCAGCGGGGCGCCACGCUCCGCCAUCAGCUCGGUGUCCACGGGCCUGCACAGCCUGUCCACCUUCCGCGGCCUCAUGAAGCGCAGGAGCUCCGUGUGACUGCCCCGAGGGGCCUGGAGCACCUGGGGGCGCGGGCGGGGGAUCCCUGCUGGGAGGCCAGGAGACUGCCCCUGCCGCCUUCUGCCUAGUGGGACACCCCGCAACACCUCACCACUCUGCCCCAGCACCCCCAUCUCCGACUGUGCCUGCUUGCACCAGCCGGCAGGAGGCCGGGCUCUGAGGACCCCUGGGGCCCCCAUUGGAGCCCUGCAAAUUCCGAGAAAUGUGAAACUUGGUGGGGUCAGGGAGGGAAGGCAGAAGCUGGGAGACUCCCUUCCCUUUGAAAAUCUAAGAAGCUCCCAGUCCUCAGAGACCCUGCUGGUACCCAGACCCCCACCUCCGGAGGGGACUUCAUGUUCCGUGUACGUUUGCAUCUCUAUUUAUACCUCUGUCCUGCUAGGUCUCCCACCUUCCCUUGGUUCCAAAAGCCAGGGUGUCUUUGUCCAAGUCACCCCCACUCAGUCCCACUCCCCUUCCCCAUCCCCAUCCCCAGCUGUGUCUCCCAACCUCCCUUCGUGUUGUUUUGCAUGGCUUUGCAGUUAUGGAGAAAGUGGAAACACAGCAGUCCCUAAAGCUGGUCCCCAGAAAGCAGGACAGAAAGAAGGAGGGACAGGCAGGCAGCAGGAGGGGCCAGCCAGGAGGCAGGAGGCAGUGGCCUGCCAGUCUGCAGAAUGGUCACACUGGAGGUUCAAACUAACUGGCCUCUAGCCACAUUCUCAUAGCAGAUAGGACUUCAGCCUUCCAGACACUGCCCUUAGAAUCUGGAACAGAAAACUUCAGACUCACCGUCCCCAGCCACUGCUGACAAUUCCCAACUCUUAAAUUUGUCGAGUGAUUUUUAGCCUCUGAAAACUCUAUACUGGCCACUGAUUCCUUUGAGUCUCACAACAGCCUACUUAGGUCACCAGGGCAGGAGUUCUCACCCCCAUUUUACAGAUGAGAACACUGAGGCCUGGACAGGUGAAGUGACCAGAGAGCAAAAGGCAAAGGGGUGGGGGCUGGGUGCAGUGGCUCACACCUGUAUUCCCAACACCUUUGGAGGCUGAGGUGGGAGGAUUGCUUGAGCCCAGGAAUUCGAGACCAGCCUAGGCAACACAGUGAGACCCCAUCUCUACAAAAAAUAAAAAAUUAACUAGGUGUGGUGGCACGUGCCUGGGAAUCCCAGCUACUUGGGAGGCUGAGGUGGGAGGAUUGCUUGAACCUGGGAAGUCGAGGCUAUAGUGAGCCCUGAUUGCACCACUGUACUUCAGCCUUAUUGAGUGAAGGGGACAACCCCUCUCCCAAAAAAAAAAAAAAAAAAAAAAAUGGCAAAGGGAGACAAGAGCCCAGCCUACUUGUUCCUAGUUGAAGUGUUAUUUUCUUCCAGCUUGGCCUGCUCUUGAAAGCAAAGCUCCUGCAGUUUACAUUCUGGCAUUGUGUGGCUACCUGGGUUUUAAACCAGAAUCAGAAGUCCCAGGUCAGAGGGCACUGCUGAGGCUCAGCCUCUUCUCUUCUUGGUCAGGAGGCAGCAGCUCUGAAUGGGCUCCUGAGGCAGCACAGGGGCCUUUGUCACCAAGGUGCAUGCUUACAAACAGUGCAGUUCUUGGGACCGAGGUAAGCAGGGCUUACCUGCCAUGGCAGAAAGGCCAGGAUCUAGGGCUCUAGGAGUUUGGGAAUUGGGCAGAGUGGCCAAGAAAGCUGGCAGGUGUAUCCUAUGGGACAUGAUCCCUGGCACCAUUGUCAUUGUUGGUGCCUGUGUCCCAAGUAACUAGUGAGAAGCUGAGGCUGCAGCAAGAAACACCGUUCCCAGGUGGCGGGGUAUGGACCAGAGAUGCUCUCUGCCCACCACACCUGCAACCCAGAAGCCCAGAUGGAACGCAGCUGACGAAGGUGAUGCUUGAGGCUCACUUUUGGGGCCCCACAGCUGGAGCUGGGAUAGUGACUGGGACAACAUCAAGGGGUGGAUGAGGGACCUGUCCUCCCGCAACACUGCCUUCCCAUGCUGUUGCCCUGCCAGCUCCUCAACACUGCCGACCAACACGGCAUUCAGGGAAGUUGGAGGACAGCACCCACAGGGUGGCCAGCCUCAGGCCCCCACCUGCAUCCUCUAGUCUCUGGGGACCCCUAGGGGGAAGAAGUCUACCCUGCUUGUGAGUCCCGUCUCAGUGUGGAGGAAAUGACUGCCCACAUGCCAGGAAAGCAGGGCCCAGGACCUGGAGGUGCCCACUGUGUUUAUGUUGGGGGUAGGGGAGCAGUGCUGGCUGCCUCUGUCCUGUGUGUGACCCUGCCCUCGAAGGGUCCUGUCCUGUCAGUCCCGAGGGAGCCACAACCAAAGCUGCGGAGAGAAGGUGGGGAAGGGUGUAGAAUGGCCAUGGGGCACAGCGUGGCAGACUGUUCAGUCUCUGCUGGGUCUUUCCUAGGGACCUGGAAGGCCAGUGUUGCUUCCCCCUCACUCCCUUUCACUGCAGGCAGCCUCUCUGCUUCCCCAAUGCCUUAUGCCUGGGCACACUGCCACAGAAUAUGCAAUAUGUGUGGGUGACCAUGUCCUCAUGCCCACACCCCCACCCCGGGCAGCCCCUGGACUCCAAAGGCCUCCCCUCAGCUCUUCCUGCCUAUCUGUCUUCACACUGAGAAUGGCGCCCAAUAAAUGCUAUCCACGGAGACCAGG
Messenger RNA from Piliocolobus tephrosceles (Ugandan red Colobus), 3987 nucleotides. It is a transcript of the gene KCNK3, whose product is annotated as potassium two pore domain channel subfamily K member 3. Gene Ontology annotation, cellular component: plasma membrane. The record is from RefSeq and is a predicted model, not a curated record. Gene Ontology annotation, molecular function: open rectifier potassium channel activity; potassium ion leak channel activity; outward rectifier potassium channel activity. Bases 156 to 1340 code for a protein of 394 amino acids. Lineage: Eukaryota; Metazoa; Chordata; Mammalia; Primates; Cercopithecidae. Gene Ontology annotation, biological process: stabilization of membrane potential; potassium ion transmembrane transport. The transcript has 2 exons.